CACUGAAACAAAAGAACGUAAUCAUCUAUACCUCUCUUUUGCCCUUAUUUUCCAGGGAAGCACAGCUUUUUGUUGAAAAAUUUGAAGGUGCUCUUGGAAAAGGAAAGGGAAAAAAGUUCUAUGCAUACAAAGUGAUGAUGACCAAGAAAUGGAUGAAAUUCCAAAGAGAUUUUGAGAAUUUUAAGACAGCCUGCAUACCCUGGGAAAUGAAAAUUAAAGAGAUUGAAAGUACUGUUUUCAUUGCAAUGAGUAGAAUUUUUGCUGUCAUCUGGAAGCUCUCAAAAUCAUGUGUUGUGAGAAGAUCCCAGAAAUUUGCCCUGGAAGGUUUGGAGAACUACGGGUGGUGGGAAAGAAAUGAAGUAAACAUGGUCAUGUCACUUUUGGGAAUGUUCUGUCCAACCUUAUUUGAUGUAAUCAGUUCUCUGGAAAACUACCAUCCUCGAAUAGCUCUAAGAUGGCAGCUUGGACGAAUAUUUGCUCUUUUUCUUGGCAAUCUCUACACUUUCAUUAUUGCCCUAAUGGAUGAAAUCAAUCUCAAGUUGGAAGAAGAAAAAAUAGUCAAGUAUAACAUGACAAUAUGGGAAGCCAGUCUGUACAAUGGCACUAUUUCAGAAAAUUCAACUGCUCCUCCAAUACAGGUGGACCCUGCAGAUGUUCCCAGAGGACCAUGUUGGGAAACAAUGGUAGGCCAGGAAUUUGUACGGCUGACAGUCUCUGACACGAUGACAACAUAUAUCACAAUUCUAAUUGGUGAUUUCUUGAGAGCUGUAUUCGUUAGGUUUUUCAAUUACUGCUGGUGCUGGGACUUGGAAUAUGGAUUUCCAUCAUAUUCAGAAUUUGAUAUAAGUGGGAAUGUGCUGGGACUGAUAUUUAAUCAAGGCAUGAUCUGGAUGGGAUCUUUUUAUGCUCCAUGUCUCCCAGCAAUCAAUGUGUUCCGACUCCAUACUUCAAUGUACCUGCAAUGCUGGGCAGUGAUGUGCUGCAAUGUUCCCCAGGAGAGAGUCUUCAAAGCCUCCAGAUCAAACAACUUCUACAUGGCCAUGUUGCUUUUCAUUCUCUUUCUUUCUACACUGCCUGCUGUGUACACCAUUGUCUCCAUUCCACCAUCUUUUGAUUGUGGCCCUUUCAGUGGGAAAACAAGAAUGUUUGAAGUCAUAUCAGAAACUCUGGAGCAUGACUUCCCUUCUUGGUUUGGGAAGGUAUUUGGUUAUGCCUCUAACCCUGGACUCAUCCUACCUUUUAUAUUAUUGAUGGUGUACGUAUAGAAUAUUAACUGUCAUCUUACUUAAUACUUAAUGAAAAGUCUGUUCAUUUUCUUUUA
Molecule: messenger RNA, 1321 nt
Organism: Meleagris gallopavo (turkey)
Lineage: Eukaryota; Metazoa; Chordata; Aves; Galliformes; Phasianidae
Source: RefSeq, a predicted model, not a curated record